CUGGUGUAUAGGGUCUGAUUAGCGUUCGGAUGUAAAACACAAACAUGAAACUAAACGUUUUCACUUACAUUUCUGUAGGCUAGAUCUACUCGUACAUGAAGUCCAUGCGCCGAUGUUUUAUUCUGGAUGCGUCUAUGCCAGCGUUGGAAAAGGGUUAUUUUACGUUUAGUCCGUCGUUGAGACUUACAGGAAUAAUGACCAGGGCUGAAAUCAUCAUCCACAAGCCGUUUUCCUAGUGUAGCCUACAUGUUGAUCCGUUUAAAUUUUUCUAAAUUCCACCGAAGCAGUAGCCUGGGAAUGGUCAGAGCAAACGUUAGCAUGUAAAACGAGUUGCAUUUAGGCAUGGCUUUUGCUAAAUGGGAAUGGACCAAAUGAAUCAAGUAUCAGUGUUUGCAGACUGGACUAAGGGGCGUUCCAACAGCAAAAGCGGCGUUUUGUAAGGGCCAGAUUUAGUACACGCAGUGCAAAAUGCGGCCUGAGGAGAGUGCGUUGGUGCGGUCGCAGUCUGCCUUUAAUGAACGUCUUAUUUAGGGAGGCUACAGCUCAUUAUGCAAUCAGAAAAUGGGACUGCCUACAAACCGCAUUUUGCGAAAGAGACCGAUCUUAAAGAUAAUAUUCAUUUCGGACUUAUAACGGUCACGAGAGGAACCCGUGAGUGCUAGAACACCAUUACAGAACCAGCAGAACCCACUUUUCCACUGCAUCACACUGUCUCCCUGCUGUUUCUCAGGUAUGAUGGUUGAAAAUUCUAUUCUUAUAUCAAAAAUGGAUGCAGUGGUGCUGUACAGUUACCAGUUUGUUAAGAGAGUUUUUAAUAAGAAAACAGAGUCCAUAUACUGAUCCUGAAUGGUUUAGUCCAGCACAGCGACCUGUCACUUAUGAAGGAAAUCACAUGGGUUCAGUUAUCCAUGUGAUCACUCGAGCUCUAGAACCGUACUUCCCUCUCGGGGUUUCAGCGCACUUGUCCCUGGUUGCUCUGGAUAACAAAUUCUGUCAAAUGUCUUAAAUGUAAUAUAACAUAAGAAUAGAUGGGUUGCGGUGCACGUUCCACGCCUAAAGUUGGGAGUCUGUGUUUCCCAACAUUUAAACUACUCCGACGAUGGGGUUUUGUGUCUUUCUGUGCUUCUGUUCAUUUUUAAUCGUAAUUUGCGUUGUCUAAGAAAUUAAAUGCUUCGAUCUAAAGUGGGCUAAUGCUCAUGAAGUUCCUGGAAACUGUUGAAACGCGAAUGCCCUGAAAAGCACGACUAUCUAAGACACGCACGAAACUGACGCGCAAUAUACGAGCGUAAUUACGGUAAAUUCCCAAAUAACCACCCCUACAGAAAAUUUCGUAAGAAACCAUUGUUUACAGAUAUGUAACCUAUUCUUUUCCACAAAAACGCAGACAUAUAAAAACACAAUCGCAGCAACUGAAAACGGCUAAUGGUUUAAUAUUUGCAUUCCUGAAUCACAUUGCACAAAACGUCUCCAUAUGAUAAAUAUUUGAAAGCGGCAGUGUGAGAUUUUCAUGUAGCCCGCGUGCUAGCUACAAUGUCCAAUUCUGCGGUUUUUCAAACACAGUUAGCUUCCGUCAUUGAUACGAUGGCAAAAACUGCCAUGACAGAGAUAAUCAAACUGGUGGACGACUACUCUGCUAUUCUACGGUGGGAAAUGUACCGAAGCCAGAAUGAAAAUGAAGGACUAAAGAAAAAAAUAGAAGUAAUGGAGAAUGAGCGCCUGACGCCCCGCGAUAGCGUAGCUGGAGCACGGGACGGUAGUGGAAACGGCCGCUCUCCCGGAACUCUAAUUAGCGAUCCAUCCCGUGGGCAAGACGGUGGGAACUCUAUCCUCUAUCCACGGAAUGGCUUUGCGAAUCGGGAUUGCGAUGCGAGGGGAGACGGGGAGCGAACGUACGAGCCUGCACCGCACAAGGAUGAGCCCCCCAGCGAUCCCGAGCGGCUCGUGAUCAAGCAGGAAGGCCCUGAGGAGGCGGGCCGGGCCAGCCACCCCCGGGCCCGGGAGGGGGAACAACAGGGAGCCCUGCAGUGCCCCGCCCUCCCUGUUGCUAGGAGACGGGCUCCAGGGCAGCACUGUGAGGAGUGUGACGCGCCAGCAGAGGGCGCUGAUGAGCAGCCACGCCCGCACAGGACCCAGCUCAGCCUCCAGAGCCCCGGGCUGUGCGAGGAGUCUGGGCGUGGCGCGGGCUCCGGGUUCCUCUCGUACGACGGGGCUGUGGGGCGCUGCAGCCACACGGACACAGAUGAGCUGCCGCUCUGUUAUACUCCACACCAGCAGGGGGCGCUGCUGCAGUACGAGCCCGCGGGAGACCAGGCCUCUCUGAACCCGGGCUCCGCAGACCCAAACCCCGACCCCCCAGGCAAGAGCCUCCGGGGGGAGACAGCGCUCAGCUGCAUGUACUGCGGGAAGUCUUUCCCUUACUUAAGUUACCUGAAAAGACACAUAUCCAACCACACCGGCGAGAGGCCGCACAGGUGUGCCCAGUGCGGCAGGUGCUUCAUCCGCCGGAGCCACCUGGUGCGGCACCAGCAGGUGCACACGGGCGUCAAGCCCUUCGACUGCGCGCUGUGCGGGAGGAAAUUCGCCCGUCUGAGUCACCUGGACAGACACCUGAGCACUCAUGUUUGAGGAGAGGGAACUGAGGCCUUCCAAGAGGCUCCUGUCACCCAGAUAAAGUCUAAGUAAAGACAGCUGUGUGGGAGUUUGAGUUGAUGGGAGACUACUUUAUUCGAGACAAUAACGUGUGCACAUAUACUGCAGCUUACAUGUUGUUAAACAUUCUCCCUUUUUUCAUGGGAAAAAGCACAUUAAACACAAUAAAAUGUUACUUUUUAAGGACUAAAUAUAUUGUUAAUCCAAAUGUGAUUUGUUUUCAGCAGAAGGCUGCAGUAAUGUUUAGGUACGUAGUGAUCUGCUCUCCAUCCAUCCUCAACUUUUUUCACCCGCCCAAGACUG
Messenger RNA from Conger conger (European conger), 2952 nucleotides. RefSeq names its product zinc finger protein 568-like. NCBI's taxonomy places the organism in Eukaryota, Metazoa, Chordata, Actinopteri, Anguilliformes, Congridae. The coding region runs from base 1531 to 2625 and encodes 364 amino acids. The record is from RefSeq and is a predicted model, not a curated record. Gene Ontology annotation, biological process: regulation of transcription by RNA polymerase II. Gene Ontology annotation, molecular function: DNA-binding transcription factor activity; RNA polymerase II cis-regulatory region sequence-specific DNA binding. The transcript is spliced from 4 exons.